AGUGCCGGGUCUCGGGGGAAACGGCCUUUGUGGGGAGGAGCGAGGGGACCGCCCGGCGGGGACGCAGGACCCGGGGAGCUGCGCCGGGCGGAGGGUCGGGCGGGCCUCAGCCCCUCGUCGUCCCCAGGCUCCCACUCCUUGAAGUAUUUCGACACCGCCGUGUCCCGGCCCGGCCGCGGGGAGCCCCGCUUCAUCGCCGUGGGCUACGUGGACGACAUGCAGUUCGUGCGGUUCGACAGCGACGCCGCGAGUGGGAGAGGGGAGCCGCGGGCGCCGUGGAUGCAGCAGGAGGGGCCGGAGUAUUGGGAGGAGGUGACUACGGACUUCCAGGCUGACGCACAGAGUUCCCGAUUUUGCCUGAGGAUCCUGCCCGGCUACUACAACCAGAGCGAGGCCAGGUCUCACACCUACCAGACGAUCUACGGCUGCGAAGUGGGGCCAGACGGGCGCUUCCUCCGCGGGUAUUUCCAGUCAGCCUACGACGGCAAGGAUUACCUCGCCCUGAACGAGGACCUGAGCUCCUUAACCGCCGCGGACACGGCGGCUCAGAUCACCCAGCGCAAGUGGGAGGCGGCCAAUGUGGCGGAGCAAUGGAGAGCCUACCUGGAGGGCAAGUGCGUGGAGAUGCUCCGCAGAUACGUGGAGAACGGGAAGGAGACGCUGCAGCGCGCGGGUACCAGGGGCAGUGGGGAGCUCUCCCCAUCUCCUGUAGAUAUCCCGGGCUGGCCUCCCACGA
Molecule: messenger RNA, 736 nt
Organism: Cebus imitator (Panamanian white-faced capuchin)
Lineage: Eukaryota; Metazoa; Chordata; Mammalia; Primates; Cebidae
Product: class I histocompatibility antigen, Gogo-B*0102 alpha chain-like
Exons: 2
Biological process (GO): immune response; antigen processing and presentation of endogenous peptide antigen via MHC class Ib; antigen processing and presentation of endogenous peptide antigen via MHC class I via ER pathway, TAP-independent
Cellular component (GO): external side of plasma membrane
Molecular function (GO): peptide antigen binding; signaling receptor binding
Source: RefSeq, a predicted model, not a curated record